AUGAAGUCUUCUUCGGUGAUUCUACCCGAAAGUGGCCAGAAAGUGUAUCGACUGAACCUGUUCUUUAACAAUGAGUUCGAGUCUUUCAAUGAUGACUCCUUCCAGGAUUCUGAAUACUCGGAGAGUAUGGCUUCUGGAGUUACAGGGCCACGUUCAACUCGUCGAAGAUGGCUGUAUCGGAUCAGAAGGCUUCGGUCAAGAACCAUUAAGUUGUACAGAAACGAGGUGUUCAGGAAUGUGCUAAAAUGUUCCAUAGCAUACCUUGUAGCUUCUAUGGGAGUGUAUUGGACACGGUUUGAUAAUUUCUUGGGUGUCACAGAUUCAAAGCAUGUUGUUGCAACCACAGCGGUAUAUUUCCAUCCAGCGAGGACGAAAGGAUCCAUGCAUCAACUGAUUAUGUUUGUCUUGAUCUCUUUGCUGUUCAGUUUCCUCGUAUCAUUGACCUGUCGUGCUACGUCGACUUUCUUUUUCAACAACGGUGAGGACGAAAUCAGUUUUGGCAUUGACCUUAUCAUCAGCUCAAUAGGUUUAGCUGUUAUUGCAUUCAUGAAACAGAAAGUGAACAAACAGACAUUCAAUACGGCUUGCUCCUUGGCAUCUAUCUCACUCAUCACAUGUAUUGUCAAGGAAGGUGCUUUAAACUCGUCAGUAAUACCUAUGCGAAGGCUUCUUUCGACCUCCCAGGUGGUCUUUGUGGGUUCUUGUGUCUCAGUUGCGUCAUGUUACUUAUUAUGGCCUAGGAGUGCUGUAUCACAACUAAGAAAAUCACUCAAUGACAACUUCAACAUUAUGUCGCUGUUGGUCUCGAUCACUACUCAUAGAUUCCUUAGUGGUGAGAAGCUUACUCAGAAAGACACAGAAAUCUUCGGUUUGCUCCUGAAAAAGUGUAGCGACUUAAGAGGAAGUUUGGAGGAAGCAGGCUACGAGCUACGCUUUGUGGGCAAGGAAGCUGAAUAUGCGAGCUACACUCAAAUUGUCGAUGCUACCAUAUCGCUCUCGAGGCAUUUACAAGCAUUGAGAUCCUCGUUAGAAAUGCAAUGGCAACUUCUUCAUGGCUCAGGCCGUAACUCACCAAAGCAAGCUGGUGCUGGUGGAGCGCAGCUUGAUACUGUUUCAAGCCGAAGCCUUGACAGUUACCACACGGAGGACAUUCGCCUUUCGCUGUCGGUGGAGAAUCUUAGCUCCCUUAACGCAUCCGAAAGAGCCGACCACCCGAAUGAUACAGAUCAAAGUGCCAUGUAUUCUAAUCAGCUUUUCGAUCUUUUCGUGUACUAUUUGGCACCAUCAAUCAAGCUGUUUGUUUUCACAGUGAAGGAAGUGUUAAGUGCUGUGCCUUUCGAACAUAAGUAUGUGGGGGAUAAGGAGCAGGAUGUCUUUGUCAAGUCUUCGAAUUAUCAGAACUCUUUAGUGAAAGCGUUAGAGUUGUUUCAAAGCAAACAGACUCACUCUUUUGGCAAGCUCUAUUCACAGGAGAUUUUCAAACCGGAUAACAUCAUGUUCAAAACUGACCAGGAAGAAGUAACUGCUUGCUGUGGAAAUUUCGCCUCAUUGCUAGCAUUAUAUGGAGAGGAGCUUAUUCGUUUCUUACAACUCACAGAACACUUCGAAGUUGUUGCUAAGGCUCAACCUCGAAGCUGGUCUUAUCUCAAAUUUUGGAAGACUCGUCUGAUUGAUAAAAAGGCGAAACAGAAUAACUAUGAGACAGAUUUUGUGGAAGCGUUGCGAGAGUUCAAGGCUCAAUUCAGCCCUCUUACCUUGAGACAACCAACCGAAACCACUGGAUUAAUUACUAGAAAAGAAAAGGUGGAGUCUUUCAGAAGAAAGCUUUGGGAGUCACUUUAUUUCUUCCGAAGAAUUGAUAUUCAAUUUGGUCUCAGAGUUGGCGUGGGUGCCUUUUGCAUAUCCCUUUUUGCAUUUCUCCCACAGACAAAAGAGAUUUUUGUAACAUGGCGAUUAGAGUGGACGCUUGUUAUCUACUGUAUCAUGAUGAGUAAGUCGUUGGGUGGCACGACUAUGACAGCCAAAUGGCGUUUCGUUGGAACCUUCCUAGGUGCUUUCAUCGCAUGGGUUGUAUGGGAGUCGACAGGAGGUAAUGUUUAUGCGUUGGCUACAACCGGGUUUCUUCUUUCCAUUCCAUGCUUCUACAUCAUCAUCUAUUGGAAGAAGAAUAACCCUUUCGGACGCUUUAUUUUGUUAACAUAUAACUUGACGGCGCUAUAUUCUUAUAGCAUGACGCAGAAUGAUUCUGAGGAUGGCAACGAAGGAGGAGAAGAGCCUAUUGUGGGUGCCAUCGCCUACCAUAGGUUUGUGUCAGUUUCGAUAGGUAUCCUAUGGGCCUUGUUCGUUGCUACAUGCUUUCUUCCAAACAGUGCUCGGAAACGUCUUAAGUCGGGACUUACUGUCUUAUGGCUUCGAAUGGGUGUUAUCUGGAAUAGCGAUCCAUUGGAGUUUAAAAGUAUCGAUGAUGAGCCUCCUAGACUUGUCGGUCUCAAGGAUUAUAAGGGAACGAGUACACUCUUUUUGGAAUGUCAGACAUUGCUAAAACAAGCACCACUUGAAUUGCGCUUGAAAGGUAGCCUCCCAAAAGCGACAUACGAAGAGCUACUUAAGAGUACAUCGAAUGUUUUGGACGCUUUCCAGAAUAUAAAGUUGAUGGUUGAAGUUGAUCCAUGUUUGACUCCAAAUGAAGUUUAUGUCCUCAAAUACAUUGAAAAUGAACGAGAGGAACUCGAACAUCGGAUCUUCUUGAUAUUUUACAUGAUUGCCAGUGCAUUGGCUCUUGGAUUCCCACUUCCAUCGAAGCCGGCUUCCACUGAACAUGCAAGGAACCGGAUGUUGUUGAAGCUUAGCGAGGUCAGGUCGAAGUCGGUAAGUGAGAAUCUAAAGCUUUCAAACGAAGAUUACGUUUUGUUAUAUUCGUACCUCUUGGUGACAUCUACUAUCACAAAAGAACUUGACAGGAUCAUCGAGCUCAUCAAACAAUUACUUGGUGGAUUCUCAGAGGAAAUAUUUUAUUUGGUAUAG
This is a messenger RNA of Candidozyma haemuli, 3024 nucleotides long. RefSeq lists its product as uncharacterized. The record is from RefSeq and is a predicted model, not a curated record. Lineage: Eukaryota; Fungi; Ascomycota; Pichiomycetes; Serinales; Metschnikowiaceae. The coding region runs from base 1 to 3024 and encodes 1007 amino acids. The transcript has a single exon.